Molecule: messenger RNA, 1077 nt
Organism: Amaranthus tricolor (Joseph's coat)
Lineage: Eukaryota; Viridiplantae; Streptophyta; Magnoliopsida; Caryophyllales; Amaranthaceae
Product: ATP-dependent Clp protease ATP-binding subunit CLPT2, chloroplastic-like
Exons: 5
Coding region: 49-780 (243 amino acids)
Source: RefSeq, a predicted model, not a curated record
CGGCAGGGCACUGCAGACUUGCAGUCUUCAAUCCACCAACCUUAAGCAAUGGCUGCCAGUGCUCAUUCUCUCUAUAGAAUUCACUUCCAAAUCCCUGAAUUCACAAAACCCAAAACCUCUUCCAAUCGUAAUUCAAUUCCCUUCAUUUCUCUCUCUUCUUUGAGUUCACAAUCUUCAAUUUUAGGAACAUUUGCUCUCUCCUUCCUCCACCCUUCUUCAAGAUUAACUCAUGUAUCUCCAUUUUCAAGUAAAUCUCGCCAUAUUUGUGCUACUAUUGCCUUCAGUCUUCCCACAGGGACUUCAGAGAGGGUUCUUGGUGAUAAAGUUCCCAAGUGGUCAUGGAGGGCUAUAAAAUCGUUUGCUAUGGGUGAAUUGGAAGCUAGGAAGCUCAAGUACCCUACAACUGGGACUGAAGCCCUUCUUAUGGGUAUACUUAUUGAAGGAACUGGGCUUGCUUCAAGGUUUUUAAGGGAACACGGAAUCACACUCACAAAGGUCAGAGAGGAAAGUAUAAAAUUAUUAGGAAAAGGCGAUUUGUACUUCUUCAGCCCAGAGCAUCCCCCUCUGACAGAAUCAGCUCAAAAAGCACUUGAUUGGGCUUUGAAACAUAAGCUGAAAUCUGGUGAAAAUGGAGAAAUUACGACUAUUGAUUUACUUCUUGGCGUAUGGUCUGAAGAGGAAUCAGCUGGUCACAGGAUAUUGGCUGCACUAGGAUUUGACGAUCAGAAAGCUCAAAAGCUUCAAUCAUUUAGUUCCAAGCCUGGCUUUGAUGAAGGGUAAUCCAUAAGAUACUAAUUUGUGUCAAUAUCUCUUAUAUCUCAUGUUAUCAAAUCAUGCAGUGUGCUUAAAUCAAAUUCUCAUCCAUUCUUCAUUAGUUAAGGUCUUUCUCUCCACAAACUUGAUGGAAAAAUUACCAAAUAGAGAAGCCACGAUUUCAUAUUUUCCAAAAUUUGUGAUUUUGCAAAACGUGAAUAUUGUAUGUAGCUUUAUUUUUUUGUUGUCAAUACUUCAUUUUGUGAAAUCUUUAUAGUAUAGCAUUUUGAAAUUGGAAUUGCUUGCGAGCUAAAGUUUAUGUUA